AGAAAGAUAGAAAGAAUUAUGAUUGUGGGCAAUGCAAAUGGUUCCCUAUACAAACUCAUUCCCCAAUCUCGUCGUCUAUUUCGUCUAAUCACCAUCCCAAUACCCAAUCACACAUCCCUCCACCACUCUCGUUUCGCCUCAAUCUCCAAACCCGAUACUCUCACCAACUCCAAAGACGUCGACUUCUUCUCAUCUAACAAAAGAAUCUCCCUUUUGAUCCGAAUGGGUCAGAUAGAGCAAGCCAGGGAAGCAUUCGACGAGAUGAAGCAACGUAACAUUGUGACCUGGAAUUCAAUGAUUACUGGGUACGUUAAACGCCGAGAGAUGGCCAAGGCCCGGAAGCUGUUCGACGAAAUGCUUGAGAGAGAUGUUGUGUCAUGGAAUUUAAUGAUAUCUGGGUACGUUUCGUGCCGCGGAAGCAGGUAUGUUGAAGAAGGGAGGAGUUUGUUUGAUCAGAUGCCGGCGAGGGACUGUGUUUCUUGGAACACAAUGAUCAGUGGGUAUGCCAAGAAUGGGAGGAUGCGAGAGGCAUUGCAGCUGUUUGAUAGUAUGCCGGAGAAGAGUGUUGUUUCUUGGAAUGCAAUGGUUAGUGGGUUUCUUCAGAAUGGUAAUGUUGCGCGUGCGGUUGAGUUUUUCGAGAGGAUGCCGCUGAGGGAUGGGGCUUCUGUUUCUGCACUUGUGUCGGGGCUGAUUCAGAAUGGUGAGCUGGAUGAUGCUGCGAGGGUUGUUGGUGAAUGUAGGAAGAGGGGUGAGGGUGUGGAAAAUUUGGUGAAUGCCUAUAAUACUUUGGUUGUUGGUUAUGGUCGGAGUGGGAGGGUUGAAGAAGCUCGGCGGCUGUUUGAUCAAAUACCUUUGCGUCGUGAGAAGGGGAGAGAGGAAUGUAGGGGGUUUGAGAGGAAUAUCGUGUCAUGGAAUUCUAUGAUUAUGUGCUAUGUGAAGACGGGAAAUAUUGUUUCUGCUAGAGAACUUUUUGACCAAAUGAUAGAACGAGAUACCUUUUCGUGGAAUACCAUGAUCAGUGGUUAUGUUAAUAUGUUAGAUAUGGAAGAGGCUGCCAAAAUUUUUCAUAGAAUGCCAAAUCCCGAUGGACUGUCAUGGAAUACAAUGAUCACAGGGUAUGCUCAGGUUGGUAGUUUGGAAUUAGCUCAAGGUUUUUUCGAGAGGAUGCCUGAAAAGAAUCUAGUCUCUUGGAACUCCAUGAUAGCAGGGUAUGAGAAAAAUGAGGACUUUAUAGGUGGUGUUAAGGUUUUUUCUCAGAUGCAACUAGAAGGAGAGAAACCUGAUAGGCACACUUUAUCAUCAGUUCUUAGUGUGAGUACUGGGUUAGUUGAUCUGCAUCUAGGCACUCAGAUACAUCAGUUGGUCACGAAGACAGUUAUUGCGGAUUUGCCAAUAAACAACUCUCUUAUAACUAUGUAUUCACGAUGUGGUGCACUUAAAGAGGCUGAAACAAUUUUUGAUGAGAUGAAACAACAGAAAGAUGUGAUCUCCUGGAAUGCAAUGAUUGGGGGCUACGCAUCUCAUGGCUUUGCUGUAGAGGCUUUUGAUCUUUUUAGUUUAAUGAAGAGGUCAAAGGUGCAACCCACAUAUAUAACUUUUAUUGCAGUUUUAAAUGCAUGUGCUCAUGCAGGAUUAGUUGAAGAAGGACGAAGUCAGUUUAAAUCCAUGAUUAGUGAAUUUGGCAUUGAGCCAUGUAUCGAACACUAUGCCUCCCUUGUGGACAUCAUUGGUCGGCAUGGACAGCUUGAGGAGGCUAGUGAUUUGAUCAAGAGUAUGCCAUUUGAACCUGAUAAGGCUGUGUGGGGAGCAUUAUUAGGUGCUUGUAGAGUGCAUAACAACGUAGAGUUGGCAAAAGUUGCAGCCGAAGCAUUAACAAGACUUGAACCCAAAAGCUCAGCUCCGUAUGUAUUGUUGUACAAUAUGUAUGCUGAUGCUGAACUAUGGGAUGAAGCAGCAGCUGUGAGAUCACUGAUGGAUGAAAACAGGAUAACAAAACAUGCUGCCUACAGCAGGGUAAAUCGUUCGCAUUGCUGAGAUGUCAAACCUUUUUAAUCACUGGAAAAAGAAUUGGGCAUUAUUCCGCAGAGGGUUGGAGGUAUUUCUCUUCUGGUUGUUAUAGAGCUUUUAAAAGGAAAUCUUUUGCCUGAAGUGUAGGAAUUUAAUCGAGGUGGUGGGAAGGAUUGAGCACCACUUAUGGAAGGAAAAAGACUCGGCUGAGUCUGGACGAAAGGCACCCAAUGUUAUUAGAGUUGUUAGUCUCUUUCCUCAUCUAGAGUUUUCAUGUUCAAGCUUUAUAACCUUCUCGAGCAUAUGCUUCUUUCUAUGGUGCCUGAUCUUCCCAAUGAGAAAGAGGCUAUAUUUGGAGCAUUGGGUGAAUGGAAUGCUUGGGAGAUAGAGUUCCCACUGAUUGCAGCAGUUAUGGCUUUGAGAAUUCUAAGGAAAAAGCGUCACUGGAUGUGUAUAAUUCAAGUAUGACACUCAGGUUGUUUGAAGUAGUUUAUAAUGCUUUCUUAAGAUGGUGGAAAUUUAAUCAUUGAAAUAAUUAUAUGUUAACACUGCCUGUGGUAAAACUAUUAACCCCUUUCACUGAAUCCUAAUGCACAAAAAUUCCAAAUGCAUAUGGUUGACAAAUUAGCCUGUUUCAUAUUGGUAUAUUGAUUUUUCAAUAGCUCUUAAAGGAUGCCUUAUUAGGGAUUCUUAUAGUUUAAUAGCCUUCUAAUAAGUUGCUGGGAUCUCAUUUUCAUUUUGUUAUGGAUUUUCAUUACACAGAAGUAUUAAUAGGGUAUUGUAGGGGUUCUUUUCUCGGUCUGCACAUUUGUGGUCAGAGGAGCAGGUUUCAGGUUGUCAAAGUCGGUGUGGUCUUUUUUCCUUGCUUCUCUGUCUUUAUUCCUCUUUUCUAAUUUUCAGGGUUCAGGUUGUCAAAGUCGGUGUGGUCUUUUCUGAUUAUUGUAUUAUCAGUAAUUAAUGACGACAUUAAGAAAAAUGGUAAUGAUGAAAAUGGUAUCAUACAAGAGUACUGAUGUGUUAUAUUCAUUACCUCAGAUUUAUGUAUAUGAACUUCUGAUUGAGUUCAAAAAUCAACCAAAACAAGAUGGUAAAAUGGUGCAGCAUAUAAGGAAUUAGUUAUAUAUCUCAUGGUCUUAUGAGACUGAUAUUCAAUGGAUUGAUUCUUAUAAUUGAUGCAUUCUCAUGUGUAAUGCUUGAUUGGUGUUAUUGGUAUGGAAUCCUGGGUAUUGGGGUGUAGAGAGCUCAUCAAAUCCUCCUUUUUCUUUUGGGCUGUGUUUGGUUUCAAUUUUAGUCUGACCUUUUUUGUGAUUGCACGUCGUCAUCUACCCAGAGAUAGAGUGACUAUUAAGAGUGGCGAGCAUGAAUUUGAGGAAAGACCUGUUUCUGAGGCUUUGAUGCGAUCAUUACAGGAUCGGUUAUUGAACUUAUCGUGAAGAGAUGAAGGUUUUGGUCUGGGUAGAUUUUUGUAGGCUAUAAUUUUUUUUUCAGGCUCAUCUGUGCACUUUUAUAAUAUAUGUUCUGUAAUAUAUACUGUGCGAUGCAGGACGCGGUUUAGUUUGUCAUCAGGAAAAAGGAAAGGAAUUCAGGGUUUCUAGGUUACAGGGAUGCAUGUGAUGAUUAAGUUCACUUCUCUGAUGUCAAGCGACUUUGGGUACUUUGCCAAUAACAGGAGCUCAAAACUGAGAACAGGUUCAAGAACAGGAGUUUAAGUAGUGUGGUGAGCCCGAUGUUAAGAUUGCUAAAUGACAUAGUUCAAAACCAGUUCAAUUGAGAUAGGAGUAUGCAAAUAAUGAAGACAUAUGGGGACGAGCAGAGGUGUUCAGUCCAUUUAAUAAAUUGACUCAGGGUACAAUCAUCUUCUUGAAUCCCAUUGUAUUUGGUGUUUAUGAUGUUUUUGACGUAUCAAGAUAUUAGAUAUACCAAUGAACUGUGCGGCAUUGGCAUCUAUAGCAUCACACUCGAAACAAUUGACACGAUCUAUCCCCCAGAACUCCGACGUUAUCUUUAUCUGAGACCAAGUCCGGCGCUCAGU
Messenger RNA from Argentina anserina (silverweed cinquefoil), 4039 nucleotides. Its product is annotated as pentatricopeptide repeat-containing protein At1g62260, mitochondrial. NCBI's taxonomy places the organism in Eukaryota, Viridiplantae, Streptophyta, Magnoliopsida, Rosales, Rosaceae. The record is from RefSeq and is a predicted model, not a curated record. The transcript is spliced from 5 exons. The coding region runs from base 19 to 2034 and encodes 671 amino acids. Gene Ontology annotation, molecular function: protein binding.